Phyllostomus discolor (pale spear-nosed bat) is the source of this 743-nucleotide messenger RNA. RefSeq names its product NKG2-A/NKG2-B type II integral membrane protein-like. The transcript has 6 exons. Bases 1 to 711 code for a protein of 236 amino acids. The record is from RefSeq and is a predicted model, not a curated record. Gene Ontology annotation, biological process: positive regulation of natural killer cell mediated cytotoxicity; stimulatory C-type lectin receptor signaling pathway. Lineage: Eukaryota; Metazoa; Chordata; Mammalia; Chiroptera; Phyllostomidae.
AUGCAGGACUUCCUGGCUUCCAGAGGCACACAUGUUGUGGAGCACAGUCUCGGCCACCACUCAGCUGCAGAGAUGAGUGACCACAGAGUAACUUAUGCAGAACUGAAUCGGGUUAAGGAUGGAAAGAGACAGCACAUGAAACCUAAGGGCACUAAAGGCUCCAUUCCAGGAACUGAGCAGGAACUAACCUAUGCAGAAUUAAGUCUUCAAAAUGCUUCUCAGGACCUUCAAGGGAGUGACAAGAAUGGCCACUGCAGAGGGAGCCAGACAGUUACAGCAGAGAACUGGACAGGGAAUUGGACAACAGGGAACCAGAAAGAUAAUCUUUGCUCAGCAUAUCACUGUCUUCAAUGCCCACCAGAGUGGUUUAUAUAUUCCAACAACUGCUAUUACAUCAGCACUGAAAAAAAAACAUGGAAUGAGAGUUUGAUGGCCUGUGCUACUAAGAACUCUAACCUGCUCUAUAUAGAUAAUGAAGAAGAAAUGAAUUUUUUGAACAUUUUUGAACUACAUCCAUGGAUUGGACUGUUCCAGAGAAAUAAUACUAAUUCUUGGGUGUGGACAAUUGGCACAACUCUCUCUUCUGAACUAUUUGCAAAAACUUCAGAGUUGGACAAGAAUUGUGUAUUUUGGAAUUCUGACGUACACAACUUCUGCUCUGAAUCCUGUCUAGAAAACAGAACAUAUAUUUGUAAGCACCAGUCACAUUAGUGCACCUAAAUUUGGUACAAUAUUACUCUCAC